AGCCCAUAUUUUGUGCAUUAUCUAUUUAUUAUUAGUACUUAUAUAUGCACUACAUCAUGAUUUAUAAAGUCACUUUCCUUAUUUCUGCUUUGCUAGCACUCACUGGUACCGAAGCCAAAAUCUAUGGACAAUGCGAACUAGCAACAGCGUUGAGGAACCAAGGGGUUCCAGAAAACCAGGUCGCCACUUGGGUUUGCAUCGCCCAUGCCGAAUCGAAUUUCGAUACUACGGCAGUUAAUACCAACACUUGGGACUAUGGAAUAUUCCAGAUCAGUUCGAUUUAUUGGUGUCAAUCCGGAGACCAACCAGGUAACGGUUGUGGUAUAAGCUGUAACAGUUUGCUCAGUGACGAUAUCACCGAAGACAUCACUUGUAGCCGUCACAUUUACGAGGAAACCGAAAGAGAAGGAAAAGUACCUGGAUUUUUGGCCUGGACCACUUACCUGCCCAACUGUUCGGGCGAUAACAGCGGAUGGAUUGCUGGAUGUUGAAUCAAUUUGAAUAAAAAUAACUUAGAUUUAAUUUUUUAUAAUGUUUAAUUGUUGAUUUUAAUAUACACAAAAUACAAUCCCAAUUUGAAUAUUCCUAUAGAGUGAACCAAACAGCAAUGCAAAGUAUUUUC
Messenger RNA from Ceutorhynchus assimilis (cabbage seed weevil), 622 nucleotides. The record is from the annotation of a GenBank genome assembly. Lineage: Eukaryota; Metazoa; Arthropoda; Insecta; Coleoptera; Curculionidae.